UCCGCCCCAUGGCGCGGGAGCGCGGCGGGCCCCUCCUGGCCCAGCUGGCCCGGCUCGCCCGGCUCCUGGAGCUGAGCUGCGACCUGGAGGAAGACUGCAGCCGCGUCGCCCGCGGGUUCGAGUCCUGCCGCCAGAGGUGCUGCCGCCUGGGACUGGACCUGCGCCGGGCCCGCGAGCAGCUGCUGGCGGCGGAGAGCGAGUGCUCGGCGCUGCGCGUGAAGCUCCAACACGCCCGCAACCAGGUGGAGGUGGAGAUGGGGAAGCGGCACCGGGCCGAGGCCGAGCUGGAGAAGCAGGAACGGAAGCUGCAGCUGAUCUUCGACUUCCUGAUGCAGGAAUCCCCCAGCGUGGCCUUGAGUGAGGGGCAGCGCUCGGCCCUGGCCCUGCUGGAUGGGCCCCGGCUGGGCACGGUCCUGGCGCCAGGGAGCAGGCUGUCUGCAGUGGACGAGUCGCACACCUCGCUCACGUCCCAUUCCGACAUCAGCUACGACCGCACCGAGGACGACGUGGACUUGGACGUGACGGUGGUGAAACCUCUGAAGCGCAAGUCCCAGGAGCGCCCGCGCUUGUCUCUGGCCCCCCUGAUCGGCCCCGUGGUCCCAGCAAAGCGUUCGCGAACCCCCCACCCAGCCACCAGCGCGAGUGAGCCCCCAGGGACCCUCCCAGCAGGGGCCAUUGCUGAAGACCGGGGCCGGGACCGGAGCCUGCUGCCCGCGGCCGUGGUGCCAGUGCUGGGUCGACGCUCGCGCCAGGGCCGACGCCUCUCCACACUCACAGGUCCCCCCAUGUGCCAGAGCUGCCCCCGGGCCCUGCCCUUCUCCUCCACGCGGCCCGACAGCAGCCGCAUGUGCCCAGGCCCCCACCCCCCUUCGAGCGGGAGGGCCUGGGCUGGGGGGGCAGUGCUGCUAGGGGCUGGCUCGGGCAGUGGGAGUCAUGGGGGGCCUGUGCUCCCCACCCUGCUGACUCUCUCCCCUCCCCCCCCAGAGCUGACCACAGUGUGGGGGAGCAGUGAGGACUCAGACACCCGCCCGGAGAGUGGGGCAGGGCUGGAGCCCAGGGGACUGGACCCCUUCCCCUCCCCCCCGCAGGGGGUGCCACCGCCCCAGCACCUCUUCACUUCCAAAACGGGCGUCCUGGCCGACUUCGCGCCCCCCGUGGCCCCCCUGGUGCCUGCCCUGGUGGUGCAGUGCGUGAGCGAGGUGGAGCGCAGGGGCCUGACGGAGACAGGGCUGUACCGGGUGCCCGGCGCGGAGCCGCUGGUGCGGGAGUGGAAGCAGAAGCUGCUGCGGGCCAAGGGGGCGCUGCCCUCGCUGGGCCGCGUGGGCGACGUGCACGUGGUCUGUGGGGUGCUCAAGGACUUCCUGAGGGGCCUCAAGGAGCCGCUGGUCACCUUCCGUCUGCACCCCCUCUUCCUGCGGGCCGCUGACAUCCCGGACGAGGCCGCCUGCCAGGCAGCCCUGUGCCACGUGGUGAGCAAACUGCCCCCCGCCAACCGGGACACGCUGGCCUUCCUCGUGCUGCACCUGCUGAGGGUCGCUCAGAGCCCCGACUGCAGGAUGGACGAGCUGAAUCUGGCCCGCGUCUUCGGGCCCACACUGGUGGGGCACGGCACGAGCAGCCCCACACCCCUGGCCAUUCUGGAGGACACGCCGCAGCAGUGCAAGGUGAUGGCUCGUCUCCUGUCGCUGCCCCCCGAGUUCUGGAGGCGCUUUGUGGGCAUGGAGCUGGAGAACCUGGUGCCCACGGCCGCGAGCGACCCCCUAGCCCUGAACAAACAGGGCAGGUGCUGGGCUCCAGGAAGACGGGCCGGUUCUUCCCCUCCCUGCUGUAGGCCCUGGACGGCUCCCCCCAUGGCUCCGAGGGGGAGGGAAUGGGCAGCCAGGGGGCAGGGACAGCGUCUGAGCUUGGGGUGGGACCUGGGGGGCAGGCGCCAGCACUCGCUGCACGGGUGCUGGAGGGAAUAUGCAGCAAAGAUGUGGGUCCCUGCCCCAGGGCAGGGGCUGGGCUGGGCUGAGCUGGGGGUCUGGCUCCCCCAUGCCUGCUGUCCUGGGGAGCAGCAUGAUGAGGGGGGAGCCAGGGUCUCCCAGCUGUCCCAGGGGUGGGUGAGGAGCACAGAGCACAUGGAGCUGGGGGCUGAUUCCUAUUAAAUGCUUGUGCAGA
Messenger RNA from Gopherus evgoodei (Goodes thornscrub tortoise), 2160 nucleotides. RefSeq names its product rac GTPase-activating protein 1-like. Bases 9 to 2147 code for a protein of 712 amino acids. The transcript is spliced from 13 exons. NCBI's taxonomy places the organism in Eukaryota, Metazoa, Chordata, Testudines, Testudinidae. Gene Ontology annotation, biological process: signal transduction. The record is from RefSeq and is a predicted model, not a curated record.